This is a messenger RNA of Rhinopithecus roxellana (golden snub-nosed monkey), 3611 nucleotides long. RefSeq names its product cilia and flagella associated protein 70 (gene CFAP70). The record is from RefSeq and is a predicted model, not a curated record. Gene Ontology annotation, cellular component: motile cilium; extracellular exosome. Lineage: Eukaryota; Metazoa; Chordata; Mammalia; Primates; Cercopithecidae. Gene Ontology annotation, molecular function: protein binding. Gene Ontology annotation, biological process: cilium assembly; cilium movement. The coding region runs from base 31 to 3399 and encodes 1122 amino acids. The transcript has 27 exons.
AAACCAGAGGGACUUUUUCCAGUUGGUGAUAUGGAGCAAGUGCCAUCAACAGGCAGACUCGUGCAGAUCACCGUGACAGAGGGAUAUGAUUUGAAAGGUUUUAAAGGAGAUACUCCAGUUACCUUUAUUCGGGCAGAAUUCAAUCAAGUGGUUCUGGGAGACUCUGCAAAAAUUACUGUUUCUCCAGAAGGAAGUGCAAAAUACAACUUCACUAGCAGUUUUGAGUUUAAUCCUGAAGGAGGAAUCACUUUAGAUGACCUCGCUCACAAACCUGUGUUCUUAACUGUGACUGAAGUUUUACCAAAGGAAAAGAAACAGAAAGAAGAGAAGACCUUAAUUCUUGGUCAGGCUGUGGUGGACCUUCUUCCCUUACUGGAAGGACAGAGUUCAUUUCAAACAACAGUUCCAUUGCACCCUGUGCAAGGCUCACCCUUAGAAACUCCUAGAUCAAGUGCUAAGCAGUGCAGUCUUGAAGUUAAAGUAUUAGUGGCAGAGCCUUUACUGACCACAGCCCAGAUCUCAGGGGGCAAUCUACUGAAGGUCACAUUGGAGGCUGCUUACUCUGUGCCUGAAUCCUUCAUUCCAACAGGUCCUGGGCAGAACUACAUGGUCGGUCUGCAAGUUCCAUCACUUGGAGAGAAGGACUAUCCCAUUUUAUUUAAGAAUGGAACUCUGAAGCUUGGAGGGGAAAGAGAACCUGUUCCCCGGCCCAAAAAGUGGCCAAUUGCCAACAUUCUGGCUCCAGGAGCUAAUAACAUUCCUGAUGCAUUCAUUGUUGGUGGUCCCUAUGAAGAAGAAGAAGGAGAACUCAACCAUCCUGAGGACAGUGAAUUUAGGAAUCAAGCAGAGUGCAUAAAGAAAAGGAUUAUUUGGGACUUGGAAUGUCGCUGCUACCUUGAUCCUUCUGCAGUGGUCAGUUUUCAGAAACGGAUUGCCGAUUGCCGGCUUUGGCCUGUAGAGAUCACAAGAGUUCCUCUGGUCACUGUACCCAAAGGGAAAGCUGGCAAAACUGAAAAGACUGAUGAAGAAGGUCAGCUUUCGUUUCAUGGUGUGGCUUAUGUUAAUAUGGUCCCAUUGUUGUAUCCAGGUGUGAAGAGAAUUCGGGGAGCUUUUCAUGUUUACCCUUACUUGGACAGUGUAGUCCAUGAAAAGACCAAAUGUUUACUGAGCUUUUUCCGGGAUAUUGGCCAUCACUUGAUUCAUAAUAAUAAAAUAGGAGGAAUUAAUUCUCUGCUGUCCAAGCAAGCUGUUUCUAAGAAUCUGAAAGAAGAUAAACCAGUGAAAGAAAAGGACAUAGAUGGAAGGCCUAGGCCUGGGGAUGUGCAGGCAUCUAGUAUAAAAUCUCAGAGCUCAGAUACUCCUUUGGAAGGUGAACCCCCUCUAAGUCACAAUCCUGAAGGACAGCAAUAUGUAGAAGCAAGGACAUACAUUGUGUUGGAAAUUCAGCUGGACAAAGCUUUGGUUCCAAAGCGAAUGCCAGAGGAGCUAGCCAGAAGGGUCAAGGAAAUGAUUCCUCCAAGGCCGCCUCUUACCCGUCGGACAGGAGGAGCUCAGAAGGCAAUGAGUGACUACCACAUACAGAUCAAGAAUAUUUCUAGAGCCAUUCUAGAUGAGUACUACAGAAUGUUUGGAAAACAGGUGGCCAAACUGGAGAGUGAUAUGGAUAGUGAAACCUUGGAGGAGCAGAAGUGCCAGCUCAGCUAUGAACUUAAUUGCUCUGGAAAAUACUUUGCUUUCAAAGAACAACUCAAGCAUGCUGUGGUAAAGAUUGUGAGAGAGAAAUACUUGAAGACAACAUCAUUUGAAAGUCAGGAGGAAUUGCAGACGUUUAUCAGUGAGCUCUAUGUGUUCUUAGUAGAUCAGAUGCAUGUAGCCCUAAACCAGACCAUGCCAGAUGAUGUCCAAGGCACUAUUGCAACCAUUUUUACAAGCAGUGAACAGCUUCGACUCUUUGCAUUUGAAGCAGAAGUCAAUGAGAACUUUGAGAUGGCAGCAGCAUAUUAUAAAGAGAGAUUGGUCCGUGAGCCCCAGAAUCUGGAUCACUGGUUGGACUAUGGUGCCUUCUGCCUCCUAACUGAAGACAACAUCAAAGCACAAGAGUGUUUUCGGAAAGCCCUUUCCCUCAACCAGAGUCAUAUCCACAGCUUGUUGCUGUGUGGUGUCCUGGCUGUCCUGUUGGAGAACUAUGAGCAAGCAGAAAUUUUCUUUGAGGAUGCUACUUGCUUGGAACCAACUAAUGUUGUAGCCUGGACUUUACUUGGUUUGUACUAUGAAAUUCAAAACAAUGAUAUUCGAAUGGAAAUGGCAUUUCAUGAGGCCUCCAAACAGCUUCAGGCACAGAUGCUUCAGGCACAAGUAACAAAGCAAAAGAGCACUGGUGUUGUAGAAGACAUUGAGGAAAGAGGGAAGAGAGAAUCUAGUUUAGGCCCUUGGGGAAUCACAAAUGGUUCUGCAACAGCAAUCAAGGUGGAAGCCCCAGCAGGACCAGGAGCUGCAUUAUCUAUUCUAGACAAAUUUCUUGAAGAAUCCUCCAAACUGCAGUCUGAUUCACAAGAACCCAUUCUGACUACACAAACUUGGAAUCCAAAUAUAAACCAAAAACCAUCUAACACAUUUAUCAAGGAGAUACCAACAAAGAAAGAUGCAUCAAAAUGUCAAGAUUCAUCAGCUCUUCUGCAUCCCGGCCUUUAUUAUGGUGUUUCUCAAACUACCACCAUCUUCAUGGAGACCAUACGUUUCUUGAUGAAAGUCAAGGCUGUGCAGUAUGUGCACAGAGUGCUUGCACAUGAGCUGUUAUGCCCUCAAGGAGGCCCCAGCUGUGAAUAUUACUUGGUGCUGGCUCAGACACACAUUCUUAAGAAGGACUUUGCCAAGGCAGAGGAAUACCUUCAACAAGCAGCCCAGAUGGACUACCUGAACCCCAAUGUCUGGGGCCUGAAGGGCCAUCUCUAUUUUCUGAGUGGAAAUCAUUCUGAGGCCAAAGCAUGCUAUGAACGAACCAUUAGCUUUGUAGUGGAUGCUUCUGAGAUGCACUUCAUCUUCCUGCGGCUGGGGCUCAUCUAUCUGGAAGAAAAAGAGUAUGAAAAGGCAAAGAAAACCUACAUGCAAGCCUGUAAGAGAUCACCUUCAUGCCUUACCUGGCUAGGACUGGGAAUCGCCUGCUAUCGGCUGGAGGAGCUCACAGAGGCUGAGGAUGCUCUCUCUGAAGCCAAUGCACUGAACAACUACAAUGCUGAAGUAUGGGCAUAUCUGGCUCUGGUCUGCCUGAAAGUUGGGCGGCAAUUAGAAGCUGAGCAGGCCUACAAGUACAUGAUUAAGCUGAAAUUGAAAGAUGAGGCUCUGCUUGCAGAGAUCCACACACUACAGGAAACAGUUGGCUUUGGAAAUCCAUCUUUCUGAUACCGCUCCAGCUGAACAGUUUUCCGUAUGGGACUCUGAGUUCCUUUCCUUCCCAGAGAGUUUCACCAUAUGAAGUCUGGAGCUGGAGAACGAAAGAAUCUUCACCAUAAACAGAGACCCAUUCAUUUAUUUCCAUUGGCUGUGUUACUGGAUGUUUUAUUGGUUGACAAGAAACUGGGUCACAAUAAAAAAUGAAGAUAUGAAACUCAAAA